Alternaria alternata is the source of this 480-nucleotide messenger RNA. RefSeq lists its product as hypothetical. Lineage: Eukaryota; Fungi; Ascomycota; Dothideomycetes; Pleosporales; Pleosporaceae. The transcript is spliced from 2 exons. The record is from RefSeq and is a predicted model, not a curated record. Bases 1 to 480 code for a protein of 159 amino acids.
AUGGUCUCCUUCACAACUCUCCUCGCAUUCACUGCCGGCGCCAUCGCAGCCCCCACCACCCAAACCGAGCAACCGAAGAUUCCCUCCAACUGGACGUGGCACGUCGAGGGGUGGUCAGCCGGCUGCGCACGCAGUGGCUGCUACUAUGACUUCAACAUCUCGGUACCGAGCAUCGAGGGCGAGAUUCUCGGUGUCAAGGCAUACUGCUCCGGCUAUGAGAACGGCUGGUACCGCAAGGGCAACUGGUACGCACCCUGCCGCAUCUUGGAGGGCGUCAACAACGGCGUCUCUGCAAAGUUCAGCGAGAGGACUAGCGACACCAGUGGCUCUCCAGACCAGAUCUUGUUGAGCUUUGAGAAGGCUCCCUACGAACCAACUGGAUACAACUUCACUGGCUCUCACGAGGCGAUCUACAACCAGUUUGUUGCGCCUGAGCAGGAGUUUGAUGUCACACCUACUGCGGUGACUAUUGUCGAGUAA